ACAUCAGCCUUGUUCAUCGACGACAAUCGUUGAAACUUGUGGAUGUACGUAAGUCGCCACUCGCUUGUGAUUGUGUCGGUGUCGUUCGCUCGUUGUACACAAAUCUGUAAGUCGCCACUGCCUAAGGGUCACUAUUAUAGCCCUGUGAAGUGUGUGCUUCGAGUACUCACGUCGGACCGGACUGGUAACUUCGGGUUUUUUUGUUUUACAAGACAUCAAACUACAACACUCCGCAAUGUCACUAUUUAGCGUGUUGCCAGCACCUACACAAUUCCUUCAGGACUUGGAAGAAGAUGACGAAACCAACGAAACACUUGCUGAGAAAACCAAUACCUUUGAAGUAUACGCUGUUAAAAUCCCUCCAUACGGGAACAGAACUGGAUGGGUUCCGAGGACUGUUGAAGAUUUUGGAGAUGGUGGUGCUUUUCCAGAAAUCCAAGUUGCGCAAUAUCCAUUGAAUAUGGGAAAAGAAAAUAAAGAAUCUGUUUCAAAUGCUCUUGCACUGCAGUUAACUUCUGAUGGUAAAGUUAAAUAUGAUGUGAUUGCUCGCCAAGGUCAGAGAAAAGAUAAAGUGAUUUAUUCAAAACUAUCUGACAUGCUUCCAUCUGAGGUGGUCAAUGAAGAUGAUCCUUCCUUGCAAAAGCCUGAUUCAGAAGAAGUUGCAGACAUUACUGAAAAAACAAGAGCAGCACUGGAAAAGUUGACUAAUUCUAAAGUUUCAGCUGCAUUACCAGUACGAGCGGCCGAUAAACCUGCUCCGGUACAAUGGUUCCGGUACACUCCUACCGAACAAGGGCAAGAAUAUAAUUCCGGUUCGAAACAACGUGUUGUAAGAUUGGUGGAGGCUCAAAAAGAUCCAAUGGAACCACCUAAAUUUAAAAUAAACAAAAAAAUUCCCAGAGGUCCUCCAUCGCCCCCUGCACCAUUAAUGCAUUCACCAACCAGGAAGACAUCUGUCAAGGAACAGAAAGAAUGGAAAAUUCCACCGUGUAUAUCCAAUUGGAAGAAUGCUAAAGGUUACACGAUUCCAUUAGAUAAGAGAUUAGCUGCUGAUGGUCGGGGUUUACAACAAAACCAUAUAAAUGAAAAAUUUGCCAAGCUGGCCGAGGCUUUAUACAUAGCAGAUCGUAAAGCCAGAGAAGCUGUUGAAAUGAGAGCUCAGUUAGAAAAGAAAAUGGCACAAAAAGAAAAGGAAAAGAAAGAGGAACAUCUUAGAGCAAUGGCUCAAAAAGCCAGAGAAGAAAGAGCAGGUAUUCGGCUUCCUGGAUCCGCAAAGAAUGACGAAUCUCGCGAACGUGAUCAAUUACGUCUGGAACGUCAAAAAGACAGAGCUCGUGAUCGUAACCUUGCUAGAAAUGCUGACAGCCGUAAAAACAAAGUAUUGCGAGAUCGAGACAUCAGUGAACAAAUUGCUCUUGGUCUCCCAGCGAUCACUAGAAAAACUGGAGAUACUCAGUACGAUCAACGUUUGCUUAAUACAACAGCUGGUAUGGAUACCGGAUUUGGUGAUGAUGAAGAAUAUAAUGUGUAUGAUAAACCUUGGCGCGGAAACAGCAAUUUGGCUCAACAUAUUUAUCGUCCAUCUGCUAAUAUUGAUAAGGAAGUAUAUGGAGAUGAUUUAGAAACAAUUGCUAAGACAAAUAGAUUUGUGCCGAACAAAGAAUUUAGCGGAACAGAUCGUGAUCCUAAAGCUAGUGGUCGGUCUGGUCCAGUUCAGUUUGAAAAACAUCAACAAGAAGAGGAUCCAUUUGGUUUGGAUCAGUUCUUGACUCAAGCUAAGCAUGCAUCUAAGAGGUCUCAACCACAACAACAAGAUCGUGAUAAACGUCGUAGAAAAGAUUAAUUAAGUUCUUUCCAAUUUGGUUGAAAACGUUUUUCAUCCAUUGUUCUAGGAGUACCCAUGAUUUAAUAAACUAGGUAUGAUGGCAACGAACCAAUUUUUGUAUUAUAUUUCGCAAAGAUGGCAACGGUCUUUCGCCACUUUUCAUUGGUUUGGAUAAUAUUAUCAUAAUAAGAAAUUUAAAAACGGCGAAAGACCGUUUUUGUCAGUGUGAUGGUCGGCAGGUGAGGAGGAUGUGUAUCACGAUGUGUGCAUCAUACCUAUAUAUAUAGUUUAUUAUAUCAUGGGAGUACCUUUAGGUAUGGAGCAUACCAUGUUUUAAGGGGUAGUGUUUAGGCAUUUCAUAUUACAUGUACAAUGUACAUUUUGGUUGUGUCGAUGUGUGUAAUCCGUUAUCACACUUUUCACAACGAAAUUUGAAUUCACGGAUUUACGAUAAUAAUCAAAAUAAACCAUACAGGAUGAGAUUUCGUUGGAAAAAGAUAUAUUAUUAUUUGUCUAAUUAACUACUUUAAUUAAGAGGACGCUACACCCGGAUGUGUUGUCUCCGUCUUACAAAUAUACAACAUAGAAAAAACUGUUUUGCGCGGGAAAGAACCGAGAAAGCUACAGUCAUAACUAAGAAACGAGAUUUUUACCUCAUAAAAAGGAGAACUUUGGCUGUGAAACGUUGUUUUUAUAUUUUUGAUAUCACUUAUAUGAAAAAAGUUCUUACCAUUUCAAAAACCAUUAUUGUUAGUGUUUUUUCAAACUUGAAAAACUUUUUUCAUAUCAAUGAUAUAAAAAAAAUAAAAACAACGUUGCACAGCCAAAAUAUUCCUUAUUAUGUGGUGAAAAUCUCGUUUCUUAGUUAUAACUAUAUCCUUUUCGGUUCUUUCCCGCGCAAACCAGUUUCUAUGUUGUACAUUUAUAAGACAGAGACAACACAUGCGAGUGUAGCGUCCUCUUAAUAUUCAUUCAUAAUUUUAUAGUCGCAUCGUACCCGCAUUAUAAAACAUAUUAAUUAAAAAUUAAAAAUAAUUUACAUAAAAUAAAAAUAAUAUAAAACUAUCGAUAAGUAUAUUAAUUUGUAGUAUUUAUUUUUGAUCACAAACCAUGUGUCAUUUUUAAAAUUGAAUAAUAUUCUAUUUUACAUAAAUGUAAAUUGUACUACUAUAAUAAAUGAAAAAUCAACAAUUAUUAUUUACAAAUUUAUGAUGAAUAUUAAAAAUAAAUACAUUUUUUUUAUAUUA
Molecule: messenger RNA, 3072 nt
Organism: Metopolophium dirhodum (rose-grain aphid)
Lineage: Eukaryota; Metazoa; Arthropoda; Insecta; Hemiptera; Aphididae
Product: SNW domain-containing protein 1-like
Exons: 5
Coding region: 236-1843 (535 amino acids)
Biological process (GO): mRNA splicing, via spliceosome
Cellular component (GO): spliceosomal complex
Source: RefSeq, a predicted model, not a curated record